CAACCACUUGAGUUUUGCUACAUGCUACUCGAGUUUUGAAGGGACGUUCACGCGUAUGUUCCAGACAUGCUCACACAGCUCCUCUAGUGCGUUUCAUUGCAACUCUAUUUCACAGUGAACACAAAGACUCUUUGGCUGCUGCAAUUCAUUUGGGUGCAUUUCGUGUGUCUCAGAAACCAACAGAACAGGAAAAAAAACAAUCAUGUCGACAGUCUUUUCUUUCCAAGCACAGCUCGUCUCCAUCAUGGACGCGUUAUCCAAAACAGCUGUGAUGGAAAUAAGCAAACUGGUGGAGAUCGAGUCGAAGAUGCUGAAAAUCGAGAUAACUCGAGGACGCAACGAAAUCGCCUCGCUCACAGAGAAACUGCACCUGAUGGAGAAACUGCUUUAUAUCGCACAGGGAGGCAGACAGGACGCAGGAUCAGCAUGUUCAGUGGUGAGGGACACUUCAGAAAACCUUUCAGUGGAGCCUGACAGGACAAGACCUGCAAUAAAAAGUGAAAGCCCAUGGGAAAGUACAAGUUGCUCCCCUGAGAUAAGUGGCUUGCAUCAAGGAGAAGAUCAAGUUGCAGCUGAGCUUCCAAACCCACCAAAAGAACAGCCUGCACUGAUAGUGGUAAAGGAAGAGCAGCCAGAGGUGGAUAAUGGAAACACUGACCAAGCAAGGACCAGUGAAAACACAGGAAGGGAAGCAGUCACAGACACCCAGAAGAGUCCAGAUUUGAUUCCCAAACCCCAGCAGCCUCUGUUCACCCAGCUGUCUCUCGCUGAACGAGGACGAAGGGAAACUCACUGGAAUCCACAGCUUACACCUGCACAUUCAAACGCAGAAGCUGGGAAAAGCUUGGGUCAAAAUGUGGCCUCCCAAAGCUUAAGUGUACUCAGGAAUAUGAAGUUUCACAGCUUGAGGAACUCGGCUGCUAAAAGGUUCGGCUGCUUGCAAUGCGGCAAGAGCUUCAGAUGCUUCAGUCAGCUUGAAAUACACCAGAGAAGUCACACAGGUGAGAAGCCAUUCCGGUGCACACUGUGUGGAAAGCGAUACGCACAAAAAGGGCACCUUUAUACCCAUCAGCGCACGCACACUGGGGAGAAGCCGUACCGUUGUCCUAUUUGUGGAAAGGGCUUUAUUCAGAAAUGCACCCUCGAUAUGCAUCAGCGCACACACACUGGGGAAAAACCUUUUGUUUGCAUCAAAUGCGGCAAAGGUUUCACAAAGAACUGUAAUCUGAAAAAACACCUUACAGUACAUCUAGAUCCUACACUGAACCUGUACACUAGUGAAUCAUGUGCACCAACAUUCAGUGGGACAUUCAUAAAUGGAACCACUUAAAUAACCACAAAAUGCAACUACUCCUGCUGUUUGAGUUCAAUAUUUUGUGCAAAUAAAGGUCUUUGUUCCCGA
Acanthochromis polyacanthus (spiny chromis) is the source of this 1402-nucleotide messenger RNA. Its product is annotated as zinc finger protein 175-like. Gene Ontology annotation, molecular function: DNA-binding transcription factor activity; RNA polymerase II cis-regulatory region sequence-specific DNA binding. The transcript is spliced from 4 exons. Gene Ontology annotation, biological process: regulation of transcription by RNA polymerase II. Lineage: Eukaryota; Metazoa; Chordata; Actinopteri; Pomacentridae. The record is from RefSeq and is a predicted model, not a curated record. Bases 203 to 1330 code for a protein of 375 amino acids.